Molecule: messenger RNA, 1386 nt
Organism: Hyla sarda
Lineage: Eukaryota; Metazoa; Chordata; Amphibia; Anura; Hylidae
Product: C-factor-like
Exons: 7
Coding region: 159-977 (272 amino acids)
Source: RefSeq, a predicted model, not a curated record
ACAGGUUUUGAUAAAUCUCCCCCAAUGUAUGUAUGCAGGUGCAGGCUGCUGUGGCUGAAAUACGGAUGGAAAUAGAAGAAUUCUAGCAGCACACUACUAGAACAAAGCACCGGCGCGCACGCCCCCUAAGGAACGGGGACGCGCGUGCCGAGGCUGAGAUGAAGCAGCAGGAGGAGUGGACGUGGUCUUCUACCACAGAAGAAGAAGGUAACAUGGCUCCUGAGAGAAUCCUCAUCACUGGAUGCAACAGAGGGAUUGGCUAUGAACUGGUCCGGCAGCUGACAGAACAACAAUGUCCGCCUAAACAAAUCUUUGCAACUUGUCGUGAUCCCAGCUCUCCUCAGAAUAAGAAACUGAAUGAUCUUGCUGCAAAAUAUCCGAACGUUAUUGUUAUAAAGUUAGAAACCAGAGAUGCUAAUAGUGUUAAAGAGGCUGUAAAGGAGGUGGAAAAACAUUUGAAUGGAGCUGGGCUGAAUUUAUUGGUUAAUAACGCUGGGAUCUUGCCAGCCAGCAAUCUUGAGUCUGCGGACUCUGCAGACUUAAUGAAUGUCUACAGCACCAAUGUAGUUGGACCAUUUUUGAUGGCAAAGGAACUGUUGCCAUUUUUAAAAAAGGCUGCGGAAGAAAAUCAGGAAAAACCUUUAAGUUGCAGCAAGUCUGCUAUAAUAAAUAUUUCCUCACUGUUAGGAUCCAUAACACUGACGCCAGUAAAAUUUGAUGAAUACCCAGCACUUUCCUAUCGAUGCAGCAAGGCUGCUCUUAAUAUGCUCACACAGUGCCAGUCUUUGGGUUACAAGAAAGAUGGCAUUUUGUGCACUGCUGUCCACCCAGGAUGGGUCCAAACAGACCUCGGAGGCCCUAAUGCUCCUCUCACCGUGGAACAGAGUGUCCAAGGAAUUCUCAAGGUUCUGGACAGCCUUUCUGAGGAGCAUGCUGGAAUUCACAUCAGCUGGGAGGGAAAUGUACUACCUUGGUGAAAUACAUGCAAACCAAAUGCAGGCACACAUUGUUAUAUGUACACAACUAGCUUAUGGGAAGAAUACAACUGUUUCAUACUGACCUGCAACUCAGGUUGCAAACUGAGCAUGAAUCACACCCCAAUAAGUCCACACACCCCAGAUUCACAACUCUCCGCUACCUCUUAUGUGGAUUAUAAAUUCCUUCUGAAACCCACAUGCUGUUGUUUUCCAACAAAUAGUUCAAUACUCUAUGAACAGUAACGGAUCACAAAAACAUGGUGCAAAACAUGGCCAAAAAAAGUCCUACAUAACUUGCACCAUAUUUUCAAUAUGUUAUAGACACUUUUUAGCAGUGGUGAAACUAUAGGGGUUGUAGUUUUUUCUGUGUUAACUGUGAUGUCUUGUAUUAUAUACAUUGAAUAAAGUA